CCUUCUUCCCUCUGAGCUGUUGAAGCAAGUUCCCAGGAACACUCCAGAGCCCCUGGUUGACUGGAAGGGAGGUAGGAGGAGUGGAAUGUUUGCAAAGACUGAACUGAUCAAAAGACAGUGCUGUUUCAUGGAAGUCUCCUAGAACAGAGUGAGAGAAUGUGUGUGUGUGCGCGCACGCGCGCUCUUGCUCCUGGUAGACUGAGAGCUUGCACAAGGCGCCGCCUGGGAGGACAGGGUCUCCAUGACAACUGGCCUGGCCGGCUAGCAGCCCUCGGCUCACUUGGCUGGAAAGGAGCGCCACGAAAGGUCAGAGGAAGGAGUGGUGGGAAGCUUUUGCAGCAGGUACUGGGAGCUUAAGCCAGUGGAUUUGGGGGCCCUGGGCUCCCUAACCAACUGAGGUGUGAGCCAGACUCUGCUGAAAAUGGAGGGGGCAGGAAAGCACCGCGACUUUCAGGGCUCAGGGUUUGCAGAGAGCCGAAAUGACCAUGACUGCCAACAAGAAUUCCAGCAUCACCCAUGGAGCUGGAGGCACUAAGGCCCCCCGGGAGACUCUGAGCAGGUCUCAGUCAGUCUCUCCACCUCCAGUUCUGUCUCCACCGAGGAGUCCCAUCUACCCCUUCAGUGACAGUGAAACGUCAGCCUGCAGGUUCCCCAACCGAUCCAGCUCCCGGCUCCUCCUCAAGGACCGGCAUCCCUGUGAUUCUUCACCCCCAAAUCCUCAAGAUCUCUCCCCAGAUACUUCACCACCCACCUGUCCCCUUAAGGUCACCAGCGUCAGCUAUUUGGACAGGAGCCCUUCAGUGUACAAGAGAGAGGGCCAGAAGGACAAUGUCCAGGGUGCAGCCCUGGAUGGAGAGGGAGUAGCUGCUUGCCUCCCCCUUGCCCAGAGCACCCCCUUCCUUGGGCCAGUGGCUGGCCCACGCAGUGUCUUGCUGACCCGCACUGGCACCCGUACCCACAACCUGGGUAUACGGGAGAAGAUCUCAGCAUGGGAAGGUCGCCGAGAGGUGUCAGCCAGGAUGAGCCUGUGUGGAGAGAAGCUGGAGGGCUCUGGAAGCGAGUGGGCGGCCAGUGAGGGCUGCCCCAGUGUGGGCUGCCCCAGUGUGGUGCCAUCUCCCUGCAGCUCAGAAAAGACCUUUGAUUUCAAGGGCCUCCGGAGGAUGAGCAGGACCUUCUCUGAGUGUUCCUACCCUGAGACCGAGGAAGAGGGAGAUGUACUCCCUGUCCGGGACUCUUUGUACCGGCCAGAGAAGCGGUCAGGCCGGAGUGAGCCCAGUACCUUCCUCAGGGGGCAUGGCAGCAGGAAGGAGAGCUCAGCAGUGCUGAGCCGGAUCCAGAAAAUUGAACAAGCCCUAAAGGAGCAGCCAGGCCGGGGGCUCCCCCAGCUCCCCAGCAGCUGCUACAGUAUAGACCGUGGGCGAAGGAAGACAAGCACCUUGGGCACCUUGGAGGAGCCAGCAGGGGGCACAGGUGUGAGCUCUGGCAGCCAGACAGUUGGAUUGGCUGGAGUUGGGGGGGAGGCAGGCCCACCCCUGGACAGGGAAAGCAGUGGUUCCACGAAGCCAGGAUCCCCUGGAAAUAGCCCUCGUUCCCAGCGGCUACCAUUGAAGAGCUCCCCUGAUCCCGCUGUGAACCCUGUCCCCAAACCUAAGCGCACCUUUGAAUAUGAGGCUGACAAGAACCCCAAGAGUAAGCCAAGCAAUGGUCUACCUCCUUCGCCCACACCUGCUGCUCCACCUCCCUUGCCCUCCACCCCAGCCCCACCAAUCACCCGGAGACCCAAGAAGGACAUGCGUGGUCAUCGCAAGUCCCAGAGCAGAAAAUCCUUAGAAUUUGAGGACGCAUCCAGUCUCCAGUCCCUGUAUCCCUCUUCUCCCACUGAAAAUGGUACUGAGAGCCAACCCAAGUUUGGAUCCAAAAGCACUUUAGAAGAGAAUGCCUAUGAAGAUAUUGUGGGAGAGCUGCCCAAGGAGAAUCCAUAUGAGGAUGUGGACUUGAAGAACCGAAGAGCUGGACGAAAAUCCCAGCAACUGUCUGAGAACUCCUUAGACUCUUUGCAUAGGAUGUGGAGUCCUCAAGACAGGAAGUACAACAACCCACCCAUGCAGCUGUCCCUGAAACCCAGCAGCCAGUCCAUGCGCAGUGGGAACUGGCCAGAGAGGAAGAGCCACCGGCUUCCACGAUUACCCAAAAGACACAGCCAUGAUGACAUGCUGCUGCUGGCUCAGCUGAGCUUGCCAUCUUCACCUUCCAGCCUCAAUGAGGACAGCCUCAGCACCACAAGUGAGCUGCUGUCCAGCCGCCGGGCCCGUCGCAUCCCCAAGCUUGUCCAAAGAAUUAACUCCAUCUACAAUGCCAAGAGGGGAAAGAAGAGGUUAAAAAAGCUGUCUAUGUCCAGCUUUGAGACAGCGUCGUUGAGAGAUGAGAACAGUGAGAGUGAGAGUGACUCUGAUGACAGGUUCAAAGCCCACACACAGCGCCUGGUCCAUAUCCAGUCCAUGCUGAAACGUGCACCCAGUUACCGGACCCUGGAGCUGGAGCUGCUUGAGUGGCAAGAACGGGAACUCUUUGAGUACUUUGUGGUGGUGUCCCUUAAGAAGAAGCCAUCCCGAAACACCUACCUCCCUGAAGUCUCCUACCAGUUUCCCAAGCUCGACAGACCCACCAAACAAAUGCGGGAGGCAGAAGAAAGGCUCAAAGCUAUCCCCCAGUUUUGUUUCCCAGAUGCUAAGGACUGGCUCCCUGUGUCAGAGUAUAGCAGUGAGACCUUUUCUUUCAUGCUGACUGGGGAAGAUGGCAGCAGACGCUUUGGCUACUGCAGGCGCUUACUGCCAAGCGGGAAAGGGCCUCGGUUGCCAGAGGUGUACUGUGUCAUCAGCCGCCUUGGCUGCUUCGGCUUGUUUUCCAAGGUCCUAGAUGAGGUGGAACGCCGGCGUGGGAUCUCUGCUGCAUUGGUCUAUCCCUUCAUGAGAAGUCUUAUGGAGUCGCCCUUCCCAGCCCCAGGGAAGACCAUCAAAGUAAAGACUUUCCUGCCAGGUGCUGGCAAUGAGGUGUUAGAGCUGCGGAGGCCCAUGGACUCCCGUCUGGAGCACGUGGACUUUGAGUGCCUUUUUACCUGCCUCAGUGUGCGCCAGCUUAUCCGAAUCUUCGCCUCUCUGCUGCUGGAGCGCAGGGUCAUUUUCGUAGCAGAUAAGCUCAGUACCCUGUCCAGCUGCUCCCAUGCUGUGGUGGCCUUGCUCUACCCCUUCUCCUGGCAGCACACCUUCAUUCCUGUCCUUCCGGCCUCCAUGAUUGACAUCGUCUGCUGUCCCACCCCUUUCCUGGUUGGCCUGCUCUCCAGUUCCCUUCCUAAACUGAAGGAACUACCUGUGGAAGAGGCGCUGAUGGUGAAUCUGGGAUCUGACCGAUUUAUCCGGCAGAUGGAUGAUGAAGACACAUUGCUACCCAGGAAGUUGCAGGCAGCUCUGGAGCAGGCUCUAGAGAGGAAGAAUGAAUUGAUCUCCCAGGACUCUGACAGCGACUCCGAUGAUGAAUGUAAUACCCUCAAUGGACUGGUAUCAGAGGUGUUUAUCCGGUUCUUUGUGGAGACUGUUGGGCACUACUCCCUCUUUCUGACCCAGAGUGAGAAGGGGGAGAGGGCCUUUCAGCGAGAAGCCUUCCGCAAGUCUGUGGCCUCCAAGAGCAUCCGCCGUUUUCUUGAGGUUUUUAUGGAGUCUCAGAUGUUUGCCGGCUUCAUCCAAGAUAGGGAGCUACGGAAGUGUCGGGCAAAGGGCCUCUUUGAGCAACGAGUGGAGCAGUAUUUGGAGGAGCUCCCUGACACUGAGCAGAGUGGGAUGAACAAGUUUCUCCGAGGCUUGGGCAACAAAAUGAAGUUCCUUCACAAGAAGAAUUAAAAACACCUUUCCCAGUAGCGGGAGUCCAGUGCCUCAAGAGGCUGGUGGGGAGAGGGCUCAGCUUGGGACCCUCCGGGCUGCUGUGGCUGCUCUGCCCCGCCCCACAGACCCCCACCUCCAAGCCAGCCCACCGCUGCCUUCACCACAUCCCAGGAUACUGUUUGUACAUAGUCUGCUAUUAGCCUUCUUAACUGUUUUUGUAAUAAGCAAAGAGAAUCUGGUAAAUAUCUGUAUAUUCCCAAGGGGCUGGGUGCUUUUCCGCCUUGCCUGAGAAUGGAUGGAGUGUUGCUGGGUGCUGGUGACUGGCCAAUUAUGUGCAGCUGACUGUCUCAGCCGAACCACUGAUCUUCCCUGGAGGCUUCUGGCCUGCCUGCCUGCUUGCCUGCCUUCAGCCCCUGCUGCCAGUCUCGGGCCCUGGAGAGCAGACACUGUCUUGUUAUGUACAGGAGGACUAUUAUUUUUAAUCUUAGAGUUUCUAUUUUUUUUUUCUGGUAGUCUCCUCCCUCUAGCCUGUUUUUGAAAGGCAAAGUUUAUUUGUCUCCAUUUGCAGCAUGGAACCAGGUUCUGGACCUGGUGCUGAGAUGGUCAGUGAAUUAUGGGACGCCCACCCUCAGCUCUGCCUGUGUGCUCUCUGGGCUCUGCUCCCAGCCAGUGGUGGCCACGUGGCCAUUGAUGCGGUACAGGGCAUCCUUCCUUCCCACCAUCAACAAGUGUUCUCAAUAAACAGUGUACAGCCAUUUGGGCCCAAGA
Dipodomys spectabilis (banner-tailed kangaroo rat) is the source of this 4643-nucleotide messenger RNA. RefSeq names its product DENN domain containing 2B (gene Dennd2b). Gene Ontology annotation, biological process: positive regulation of ERK1 and ERK2 cascade. The transcript is spliced from 20 exons. Lineage: Eukaryota; Metazoa; Chordata; Mammalia; Rodentia; Heteromyidae. The record is from RefSeq and is a predicted model, not a curated record. Bases 480 to 3893 code for a protein of 1137 amino acids.